Molecule: messenger RNA, 1635 nt
Organism: Camelina sativa (false flax)
Lineage: Eukaryota; Viridiplantae; Streptophyta; Magnoliopsida; Brassicales; Brassicaceae
Source: RefSeq, a predicted model, not a curated record
CAACCUUCCCAGUGUACCGGACCGGGUCUCCGAUUACUCACCCCCGACGUUUCUUGCAAAUUCAACCCGGUUAAUCCCGGUUACGCCGCAUGCGUCGAAGGAAUCCGGAAGGAUCUAAUCGUCGCCACCGUAGCUGCCUCACUAAUCGGAUGCGUAAUCAUGGGAUUGAUGGCGAAUCUCCCGUUGGCUUUAGCUCCGGGAAUGGGAACCAACGCUUAUUUCGCUUACACCGUCGUCGGGUUUCACGGAUCCGGUUCAAUCUCAUACCGGACCGCACUCGCCGCCGUGUUCAUCGAAGGAUUGAUAUUUCUCUUCAUCUCCGCCAUAGGUUUCAGAGCAAAGCUCGCGAAACUCGUCCCUAAACCGGUCAGAAUCAGCUCCUCCGCCGGAAUCGGACUUUUCCUAGCUUUCAUCGGUUUACAGAACAAUCAAGGAAUCGGUUUAGUCGGUUAUAGUCCAUCAACUCUCGUCACUCUCGCCGCCUGUCCAACCUCGUCACGAGUCUCGUUAGCUCCCGUUAUAACGUCGGCUAACGGAACCGUUAGUUUACUCGCCGGAGGAGCAGUUUCCGGCGAUAUCAUGUGCGUUCACGGGAGAAUGGAGUCUCCAACGUUCUGGUUAGGUAUAGUCGGAUUCGUGAUCAUAGCUUAUUGUUUGGUAAAGAACGUGAAAGGAGCUAUGAUCUACGGGAUCGUCUUCGUGACGGCGAUCUCGUGGUUCCGUAACACGGAGGUAACGGCGUUUCCGAACACAUCGGCCGGAGACGCAGCUCACGAUUAUUUCAAAAAGAUCGUCGAUGUACACGUCAUCAAACACACGGCCGGAGCUUUAAGCUUCUCCGGUAUGAGCAAAGGACAUUUCUGGGAAGCUCUGGUGACGUUCCUCUACGUGGAUAUAUUAGAUACGACGGGGACGCUUUACUCGAUGGCUAGAUUCGCCGGAUUCGUAGACGAGAACGGAGAUUUCGCCGGACAGUAUUUCGCGUUUAUGUCCGACGCGUCCGCGAUUGUGAUCGGGUCCUUGCUCGGUACAUCUCCGGUGACGGUGUUCAUCGAAUCGUCGACGGGGAUAAGAGAAGGUGGGAGGACGGGGCUGACGGCGAUCACGGUGGCGGUUUAUUUUUUCUUAGCGAUGUUUUUCACGCCGUUGCUAGCUUCGAUUCCGGCUUGGGCGGUUGGUCCGCCGUUGAUAUUAGUGGGAGUGAUGAUGAUGAAAUCGGUGACGGAGAUUGAUUGGGAAGAUAUGAGGGAAGCGAUUCCGGCAUUCGUGACGAUGAUUCUGAUGCCGUUGACUUACUCAGUCGCUUACGGAUUGAUCGGUGGGAUUGGGAGCUACGUGGUGUUGCAUCUAUGGGAUUGGGGUGAAGAAGGUUUGGUGAAGUUUGGGUUUUUGAAAAGGAGAGUUAAAGAAGAAGAAGAGGUUAAUCAUAACAAUGGACUUGUCAAAGCUAGUGAGACUGAUGAUAACACUACUACCGUUUAGAUUUUUACAUUUUUUUUUUGUUACUAUUUGAUUUUUUUUUUUCUUUCUUAGGAAGAAAAGACUAGUGAUUGCAUUAUUGAUUUAUUUCUCUUGUAGAGGAAAAGUGUACAAAUGUGGUGGGAGAAAUAAAAGUAAACUGUAGAAAUUUUGACA